This is a messenger RNA of Porites evermanni, 2824 nucleotides long. The record is from the annotation of a GenBank genome assembly. NCBI's taxonomy places the organism in Eukaryota, Metazoa, Cnidaria, Anthozoa, Scleractinia, Poritidae.
AUGGCAGACGACAACUCGACAUCUCCGACUCCCCCUGUGGCUCCUUCCCUUACAGUCAGCGCUGUAUUCAUCAUAUCUUACUUAUUAUUUUUGGUGAUCACGGCUUUGGCCGGAAACGGUUUGUUAAUAACAGUCAUCAUCAAAAGAGAACUUCUGCAAAAGGUUCACUAUUACUUUAUACUGAGUCUGGCAAUUUCCGAUUUCUUGAACGCUCUUUUAAAAAUACCCACGACUAUUCUUGGACGUUUCGACAGAAAUUGGUACCCAAGCUACAUCGUUUGCUACUUCACUACCCCUCUCGGGGUGCUUUUUGGGGCGGCGUCCGUGUUCAGUUUAUCAUCGGUGGCUAUCAAUAGAUACCUGGUAAUAUCGUCGCCUUUAAACUACUCUGAUCGAAUGCCGCCCUUCCUUGCGAAAGUCAUCUUAGCUCUGAUUUGGCUCGGGAGUUUUUGUCUUGCAAUUCCACCCGUAAUGUGGAGAGAAAAGGAUGCUAUCUGCCGAAGUGGGAGGAUUUCCAAAGAACAUUACACGUCAGAAGUACUUUACUUCUUUUUGGCGUUGUGGUUAUUUGUGAUCGUUAUUCCUUCAAUCAUUAUGUGCGUGUCAUACGUGAAGAUAUUCCUCAUCGCGCGAUAUCACGCGAUACAAAUUAACUCCCAGAAUAACGCCACUGUAAUGUGCCAGGAAACAAGAAAAAGACGAAGAGACGUAAAAGCUGCAAUUGUAUUGGCAGUGAUCGGAGGAAUUUUUAUCCUCUGUUGGUUCCCUUUCUUUGUUGUACAAACGGUUCACAAAUUUGGCCAAGGAAAAAUAAGCCCUAUUUACUUCAACAUUUUUCUGUGCGUGAUGUAUUCAAACUCAGCAUUAGAUCCAGUUUUGUUGUUUUUGUUUAAUGCUGAGAUAAGGAGGAAUUUGAUACGACUAUACUGCAGGGCAUUCCAAAAGACAAAUCCACAGGUCACCCAGUCAGAACUUUCGUCUUUCUUAACCAGGCAGGCCAACGAGGAACUUACAAGGGGAAGUACGUGAAGUACAUACACCACAAGUCUCUAACUUGUCACAUGACGUUUAUGUUAAAGAGGCUGUGUCAAGGCUUGUGAAUGACAGUCACAGCUUCGUGUGAAGCAACUAUGUCUUCCAAACAUUGAAUAAAACAUUACAAAUAGAAAAAAUGAACUUUGAAAAACCAAAAUUGAAAUCAGUUUCAGUCCUCUGCAGGUUUGUCCAUCCGUACUCCUUUUUGUAUUCGCUGUAUUAUUUAGAACUUCUUUUCAUAUUUUGACCGUUUUUUUUUGUUUUACCCAGUUUAGUGGCAGUUCCCCUUUUAAUCUCGUAUCACAGUUCUUAUGACAAAUCAAACACAAAGUGACUGGGACUAGCUUUUUACGUCGCGCACUGUGUUUGACAAAGUAUUGUUUAACGUCAAAGUCUGUCAUUCCAGCCAGAGAAAUACUACCAUGUGAAAGCAGCGGAGAUGUUCUUUAAAAAACUGGAAUUGAACCAGCCCCAAAGAAAGACCAAUAUGACAGACGUCUGUAGUUAGAGUUAGAGUAAAUUCAACUUCGACAAAGAAGUUGUCUUUAAAUGCUAUUACCCGUCUUUCUUUUUCGUGUUCUGCUUUCUUUACUCCUGUAAGCACAGUCCUAGGUGAUAUAAUACCAGUGUGAUUCAAUGUAUUGGUAUACCUUCCUAAGACGCUAUAAAGUAAUGCAAAAAUAUCUCCAAUGUACUCCUUAGAAUAAGACGUUAAGUAUCCACACAGUCUAUUACAUAUUCCCGUUAAAGGAACUUCCUUUUUACAGGUAAAUGAGACUACAGAAAGAUUAUACAUUCUUGGAAAUAUAGUCGAAAUGUUAGACCAUCUCUACAAUACAACCAGCUAUCAGCAAUUUCCAGUCGAAGCAAAGUAGGUAAUAAAACUUUUGGUGUGGGAAUUUUGGCGAGUGGAAUGAUUGCUUACAGACGGUUCGACGGUAGAUUCUCUUUUACUCAUUUAACCUUGCCGAUUCUACGGAAGUGUAAGUGAUCGCAAGAAGAAUGUGAAUUUUCGAAAAUAUCAGUUUAAAGUAACUUCUUUGUUGUAUGUUAAAGGGGUCAAACUACAAAACAUAAAUACCAUUCUCAUAACAAUGCAGUCAGCUUUGCUCCCUUACUUUUUAUUAAGAAAAUGUAUUCAUAUAUUUUCACGGUCUAUAAAUGGUUAAUUUGGAGUUGCACAAUCGUUCCUUUUACGGGCACUUUACAGGAAGCCGCUGGACGAAAAACUGGAUUUGCACAAAUUUGUUCAAGGCGAAUAUGUAAAUCUGGGCCAAUGAUAGUGAAUGUCACACUUGCUUACCUAUUUACAACCCUGUGUAUUAUUGUAUGCAAAUGAGGCAUUUAUCAUCUUUGCCCCUUAGUUACUCCUCAGUAUUUCAUUUUUGCGACACAUUUGCCAUGAGCAAAUUUGCAAGGCCAUUUUUUUCGUCGUAGCAUGAAAAAACAAAAAACGAUUUCACUUCCGUAAGCAAAUCGUAUCCUGUAAAAAAAUAAGACAUUUUGUGGAUUAGUAAGUUUUAUCUUAUUUGUCAGUCUAAGAGCAUCAUCAAUAAAAAAGACAAUGGUGGUGGCGGGAAAGAUUAUAGCCGAUGAAAAUGGCAUUGAUGAUAAUAAUGAUGAUAACGAAGAUGAUGAUGAUGAUGAUGAUGAUGAUGAUGAUGAUGAUGAUGGUGGUGAUGAUGAUGACGAUGAUGAUAAUGAUGAUGAUGAUGAUGACGUACUUUUGAUGAUUUCACGGAAUCGCCUUUUCAAUAAAAUAAUUCAAAGGAAAAAGCCCUUGAUUCAU